Molecule: messenger RNA, 1585 nt
Organism: Onychomys torridus (southern grasshopper mouse)
Lineage: Eukaryota; Metazoa; Chordata; Mammalia; Rodentia; Cricetidae
Gene: Ucp3
Product: uncoupling protein 3
Exons: 7
Coding region: 199-1125 (308 amino acids)
Biological process (GO): adaptive thermogenesis; response to cold; mitochondrial transport
Cellular component (GO): mitochondrial membrane
Molecular function (GO): oxidative phosphorylation uncoupler activity
Source: RefSeq, a predicted model, not a curated record
AAGACUACAGUGAAUGGUGAGGAGAGGCCAUCAGAUCCUACUGCUGCCCCUGGAAUGGAGCCCCAGGGAGCCCUACACUAACCUACCUUGGCUAGACUCACAGCUGCCUCCAGAAACUGAAGCAAAGGAUUGCCAAGGCAACCUCGCUCCUUGGACCUCAAUAGACACCAAAGGAACCAGGCCCAUCCCACCAGGACCAUGGUUGGACUUCAGCCAUCAGAAGUGCCUCCCACAACAGUUGUGAAGUUCCUGGGGGCCGGCACUGCCGCCUGUUUUGCUGACCUCCUCACCUUCCCCCUGGACACCGCCAAGGUCCGCCUGCAGAUCCAGGGGGAGAACCCAGGGAUUCAGAGUGUGCAGUACCGCGGCGUGCUGGGUACCAUCCUGACCAUGGUGCGCACCGAGGGUCCCCGCAGCCCCUACAGCGGGCUGGUUGCGGGCCUGCAUCGCCAGAUGAGCUUCGCCUCCAUUCGAAUUGGCCUCUACGACUCUGUCAAACAGUUCUAUACCCCCAAAGGAGCGGACCACUCCAGCAUCGCCAUCAGGAUUCUGGCAGGCUGCACCACGGGAGCCAUGGCGGUGACCUGUGCCCAGCCCACGGAUGUGGUGAAGGUCCGAUUUCAAGCCAUGAUACGUCUGGGAACCGGAGGAGAGAGGAAAUACAGAGGGACUAUGGAUGCCUACAGAACCAUCGCCAGGGAGGAAGGAGUCCGGGGCCUGUGGAAAGGGACAUGGCCCAACAUCACGAGAAACGCCAUUGUCAACUGUGCUGAGAUGGUGACCUACGACAUCAUCAAGGAGAAGCUGCUGGAGUCUCGCCUGUUCACUGACAACUUCCCCUGUCACUUCUUCUCCGCCUUUGGAGCCGGCUUCUGUGCCACAGUGGUGGCCUCUCCGGUGGAUGUGGUAAAGACCAGAUACAUGAAUGCUCCCCCGGGCAGGUACCGCAGCCCUCUACACUGUAUGCUGAAGAUGGUGGCUCAGGAGGGCCCCACGGCCUUCUACAAAGGAUUUAUGCCCUCCUUUCUGCGUUUGGGAGCCUGGAACGUGAUGAUGUUUGUAACCUACGAGCAGCUGAAACGGGCCUUGAUGAAAAUCCAGGUAUUACGAGAAUCUCCAUUUUGAACAAGGCAAGAGGGCCUCUUGGCUUUCCUCAUAAAAGGCUGCCUAGAAGAGAAUGAAACCGCGGCUCUCUGCCCAGCGGACCCAGUGGACCGAGGGGACCGAGCAGACCCAGCUGACCCAGAGGACCCAGCUGACCCAGAGGACCCAGGCCCACACACAUUACAGAGCUCUACACUCGUUGCUGAUUCAAGAAACUGAACUAAAAGUGGAGGAAAGUUUUAGAUUUCCGUGUUUUGUCCUAAAACACCUUUGUUUUGCACUGACCUGAUGGGAAUUAAAUUAUAUUAAUUUUUAAAGCCCUUCUUGUUGGAUGCCUAACAUUUAGGCAAAAGAAAAUCCUAUUCCUUUGGACGAAAGGGAGGUUUGCCAACUCCCCUGAAUUGCAGGAUUAGACGAUGAAUAAGGAACCGGAAAAGGGGGCUAGAGAGAUGGCUCAGAGGUUAAGAGCACCGACUGCUCU